UCUUAGUUGUCUUUAAUGGCCUCUCCUUCUCGGAAAAUCCCAGCCUCCGCUCUAUAUAACAAAAUCCAAUUUCUUUGUUCUCUACAGAAAUCAAACGAACCUACUUCUCUCUCUCUGAAAUUUCCGAAUCCAUCGAUCAAAAAUGGCCGCGAAGAACCAAAGCCCCCAAUCUCAAUCCGGAUUCGAAGAUUGGCUGCCGGCGAUGGCCUGGAAGCUCGGCGGCGAGGGGCUGAUCGGAGAGCUCUGCAACGGAUUCAACCUUCUGAUGGACAGAGAGAAAGGAGUGAUCAAUUUCGAGAGCUUGAAGCGGAAUGCAGCGGCGCUAGGGCUGGGGGAUCUGAGCGACGAGGAGCUCAGGGGGAUGUUGACGGAAGGGGAUUUCGACGGCGACGGCGCUCUCAAUCAGAUGGAAUUUUGUGUUCUUAUGUUCAGAUUAAGCCCCGAUUUGAUGGAUGCGUCUCGCUACUGGCUCCAAGAAAGUCUCCGGCGAGAAUUCUCUUGAAUUUCUUUUUUCUUUUUUYUUUUUUCUUUUUGGGGUUGUGAUUACUGAUUACUGAUUGGUUGUGUUGUACGGUUUUUGUUCAAAUUAGUGAAAUAUACUGGAAAACUAAAUU
Molecule: messenger RNA, 614 nt
Organism: Momordica charantia (bitter melon)
Lineage: Eukaryota; Viridiplantae; Streptophyta; Magnoliopsida; Cucurbitales; Cucurbitaceae
Product: calcium-binding protein KRP1
Molecular function (GO): calcium ion binding
Source: RefSeq, a predicted model, not a curated record